CGCCGUCCUUUUCCCCCCCACGCCCGUCGACCCUGUGGGCGGAAGCUUCCCGGAGCUCCUCAACGCCUGCGCGAUGGCGACUGCCGCGGAGACCGAGGCCUCUUCGACGGACGCGAGCUGGGAAAGCCGUGGCGGCGGCGGCGGCGGCGGUGGUGGCGGAGACGACGGGAUGAAGCCAGCGUUUCCGGAGCUUGAGUCCUCCCCACAAAAUGGCGGCGGCGACGGCGGCAGCGGCUUCUCCACCACCGCGGAGCUCAGCGGCGGCGCGGGCCCUGAGGAGACCGCGGCAGCCGAAGCCGCCCGGAGCCACAGCCACGAGCUGCCUCAGCACACCUCCGAGGCGGCCGCUCUGCCCAAAGACGCCGAAGAGCCCGAAAGGCCUGUUAGGCGGAGUUUUCAGAUCCCCAGGAAGAGCAGAGAAAAGAAAGCACUUUUCCAGCCAUUAACUCCAGGGUCUCGAGAAUUUGAAGAUGUUUUAAAUAUUCUCCAUUCAUCUUAUCUUGAGCCAUCCUCAGUAACAAACUUUAACUAUAGAAGAGCUUGCUUGAUACAUAAUGAAGUUUUGGAAAAAGAGUUUACAGAAAAGAGAAGAGAACUGAAGUUUGAUGGUCGUUUGGAUAAGGAACUUUCAGAAUCUUAUGCAUUUCUCAUGGUUGAUCGAUACCAGGUUCAAAGCAUAUGUGAAAAAGGAUUGCAUGUGGGCCAAUCCAAAAUAACUAUUCUUGGCAGUCCUUCCAUGGGUAUCUAUCUUUGUAGGUAUGCAGAUCUCUUACAGGCUAAUCCUUUGGAAGCUGGAGCAGUAGGCGAUGUUGUUAUUUUUAAAAUAAUGAAGGGUAAAAUAAAGAGUAUCUAUGAUCCUCUGAGUGUAAAAAGCUUGGAACCGCUGAUAAGUAAAAAUGCUUUGGAUCCUACACCAAAGCAUGAAUGUCAUGUGUCUAAAAAUGCCAGUAGAAUUACAUCCCUUUUGGCUUACAGAGCCUAUGAGCUUACUCAGUAUUAUUUUUACGAGUAUGGCUUUGAUGAGCUAAGACGAAGACCAAGACAUGUUUGUCCAUAUGCAGUUGUGUCUUUUAUUUACAAAGAUGAUAUACAAACUCCAAAGUUUGUGUCUUCACUGAGAUCUAACAGCUUUAAUGCAGAUAGAAACAUAGAUAAGCUUAACUACACCUUGUGGAAAGGACAACUUUUAAAUAAAGGGAAGCUUCUAUGUUAUAUUUCUUUGAGGUCAGCCACUCGUGCCUUUUUGCCUGUCAAGCUUCCUGAGAAGUUAGAUGUUGAAACAGUUAUGAGUAUUGAUUAUUUAAAACAGAAAAUCCCUCCUGCAUUGUUUUAUAAAGACACAUACGUGGGUCCUAAUGAAGUUUUAAAGAAUGGGAUGUAUUGUAGCCUUUAUGAAGUUGUAGAAAAGACAAAAAUUGGAAGUAACAUGGAGUGUUUACUGCAAAAGCUGGAGAAAGAAAAGCUUGUUCUUGUUAAACCUUUAGGAGACCGAGGAUAUCUUUUUCUUCUCUCUCCUUACCAGAUGAUUUCUCCAUAUGAACAUCAGACUGUGAAGUCUCGAAUCCUACAUGCUUUGUUUAUGUUUCAAGAACCUAGAUGCCUAAUUAUCACACAAAAAGGUGUAACGAAUACAGCACCACAGGAGAAGCAUGAGAACAUACCAGACAUAUUAAAAAUAACUCAGUUUUUACAGUAUGCUUUGAUUCAAUGUAGAAAAGAAUUUAAAAAUAUAAAUACUAUAAAUUUUCAUUCUGUUGUUGAAAAGUAUGUAAGUGAAUUUUUUAACCGAGGUUUUGGUUCAGGUAAGCGAGAGUUUUUCAUGUUUUCAUAUGACUCACGAUUAGAUGAUAGAAAAUUCCUGUACUCGGCACCAAGAAAUAAAUCUCAUAUUGAUGAUUGCUUACAUACCUACAUUUUUCAGCCAGAAAUGUAUCAGUUACCUAUUUUUAAACUAAAAGAGUUAUUUGAAGAAAAUCUAAAACGUCAACAGUUUAGUCCACUUUCAGAUUAUGAAGGUCAAGAAGAAGAUCUGAAUAGUUCAAAAAUGAAAUUUGGAAAAUGGAAUAACUCACAGAGUGAAACUACUGAGUCUGCACAACAGAAGUCAUCUCAUUCUUUGGAUUAUGAUAAGGAUAGAGUCAAAGAAUUGAUUAAUUUAAUCCAGUGUAAGAAAAAAAAUGUGGGUGGGGACCCAGAUACAGAAGAUACAAAAAGCAAAAAUGUCUUGAAGAGGAAACUUGAGGAUCUACCUGAAAAUAUGAGGAAGUUUGCCAAAACCAGUAAUUCAUCUGAAAAUUACCACCAAUAUGAAGAAUCUCCGCAGUCCAUUGGCUUACUUGGACAUGACCCUAACUUGAGACUGCAGCAGGAAGAUGCAUGUAACACUGGAGAUACCCACAAAUUUUAUAAUUGGCUAUCAGAAGCACUAGCAAAUGCACGACAGUCAGAUGCAUUCCUUACAGAUACAGUCAACAAGGCCUUAGGAUUGAGUAGCAGUGGUAACUAUGAAGAGCUAAAACAAAAGUCUGAAUAUGAGCUAAACCCUACUUCAGAUAAGAAAGACUGUGAUCAGCCUGCUUGUACAAAAAUUGAAAAUGUGCAUUUUAAGGGUGCUCAGAGCCCAUUGCUAGAAGUUGAAGCAGCUUCUGUAAAGUAUCCUACUCUUUCUACCAAUGAGGAUCCAAGUUCAAUUAAAGUCAAUAAUUUUGAAGAAUGCAGUCUCUGUCCCACAGUUUCCAUUGAGCAUGGACUCCUUAGACAACAUUCUAAGCCAAAUGAUGAUGAAGAGACAGAAAUACAUUGGAAAUUGAUUCCAAUCACAGGAGGGAAUGCAAGAAGCCCAGAAGACCAGCAUGGGAAACAUGGUGAGAAACAAGUAUCAGGAAUGAAAUCACCAGGAGAACAACUGGUGUGUCUACCACCACUGGAGGCCUUUCCUAAUGAUCCCCGGGUAAUAAAUAGAGAAAGAAGCUCUGACUACCACUUUCCACCCUCUCCGCUAACAGACUCUGUAAAGGGCACCACUGAGCAGGACCUGGUAACAGGCCAGGUGGUAACAGUGGAAGAGCAGUGUGUGCCUGCAGCAGAGCCUCCUACAGUGAGCGAAACUACAGAGAAUACAGUGUUAGGAGAGUUCCACCUCUUUUCCAGAAAGAUAGAAGAGAUUUUGAAGCAAAAGAAUGUUUCAUAUGUUAGUACAAUUUCCACACCCAUCUUUUCAGCACAAGAGAAGAUGAAUCGCCUUUCUGAGUUCAUAUAUUCUAAGACUUCUAAAGCUGGUGUACAGGAAUUUGUAGAUGGUUUGCAUGAAAAACUAAAUACUAUUAUUAUUAAAGCAUCAGCGAAGGGUGGGGAUUUGCCACCACUAAGUCCUAACCAUUCUCACACUACAACGACACUGAAUCCCCUGGGGAGGCAUGUCAUAUCAAUUUCCUCAAGUGACUUCAACAGUAGAGACCUUUUUGAGCCACUCUGUUCGGAACCUUUAAAAGCUAACAGCUCUAAUGAACAGUAUUCUUCUUCAAUUGAAGUAGAAAUGAACCAGCCACACCACCGCAAAGAGUUAAUGGUGACUUCUGAUCACACUGUACCUGGUGAUACUGCCCUGGAACCCGCAGAAAAAGAAAUAACAAAAUCACCCAGCGAUAUAACGAUUUCUGCACAACCAGCUCUUUCGAAUUUUAUAAGCCAGUUAGAACCUGAGGUAUUUAAUAGUUUGGUUAAAAUCAUGAAAGAUGUCCAGAAAAAUACUGUGAAAUUUUACAUUCAUGAAGAAGAGGAGAGUGUGCUUUGCAAAGAAAUAAAGGAGUAUCUUACCAAAUUAGGCAAUACAGAAUGUCAUCCAGACCAGUUUUUGGAAAGAAGAUCAAACUUGGAUAAACUAUUGAUUAUUAUUCAAAAUGAAGACAUUGCAGGUUUCAUUCACAAGGUACCUGGCUUGGUGACUUUGAAGAAGCUCCCGUGUGUUAGUUUUGCUGGUGUUGAUAGCCUGGAUGAUGUGAAAAACCAUACAUACAAUGAGUUAUUUGUGUCUGGCGGCUUUAUUGUGUCUGAUGAAUCAAUUCUAAAUCCAGAGGUCAUCACAAUUGAGAGCCUUAAAUUUUUUUUGACAUUCCUUGAAGAACUCAGUACUCCAGAAGGGAAAUGGCAAUGGAAAAUUCACUGUAAAUUUCAGAAGAAACUAAAGGAACUGGGCAGAAUGAACACUAAAGCUCUGAGCCUGCUGACUCUUCUGAAUGUGUAUCAGAAGAAACAUCUGGUUGAGAUUUUGUCUUAUCACAGUUGUGAUUCACAAAGUCGAAAUGCUCCAGAAAUGGACUGCCUCAUCAGGCUCCAGGCUCAGAACAUACAGCAGCGCCACGUAGUCUUUCUAACAGAGAAGAAUAUCAAGAUGGCUUCCUGUUAUACAGAUAAUGGAAUUAUAGUUGCAACUGCUGAAGACUUUAUGCAGAACUUUAAAAGUCUUGUGGGCUAUCACAACUCAAUCACAGAAGAAAAUCUUCCGCUGCUUGGUGCUAAUGAGAAUCUUGAGUCACAGUCAGCUCUUUUAGAAAACGAUGAAAAGGAUGAAGAGGAUAUGUCUCUGGACUCAGGGGAUGAGAUCUCACAUAUAGAAGUAUUCAGCAGUUUUCACUCAGAAAUAUUGGCGAGAGAGACCAAAGGAUCAAGUGGAACAGAUCAAAAAAAGAAUAUUCAAAUUGAAUUGCAGUCAUCUCUUGACGUGCAAAACGGUCUAUUAGAAGAUAAGACUUACCAAAUUGAUUGUGAAGAGAGAGCUCCUAUUGAUAGAGUAUGCGCUGAAGGAGAGAACAGCAAUUCAGCAGAACAAGAUUCGUAUAGCAACUUUCAGGCAAACCAAAAUCAAUUAAAAAUGUCCCAUCAGUGUAGUCAUUUUAAUGUUCUCACUCAUCAGACAUUUCUGGGAACACCAUAUGCCCUUUCAUCAACUCAGUCUCAAGAAAAUGAAAAUUGCUUUUUAUUUGCUUACAAAAACUUGGAUAGAGAGAAAUCGCCACUAAUUUAAGGAUGUGUUCAAAGAGAAAUUACAGUAACUCAAAAAAAGGGGGGGGGUUUCAUGGACUUUUUUCAGUUUCUCAAAAGUGAAUUGAUUUAUAAACAAGUUUCUUGGCCUUUCUGAAAUGUUUUUUUUUCCCCCUCGUAUGUAAAUCAUGAUGGCAUUUGAAGCAUCUGAAAGUUGAAAUAAAUGUACUUUUUGGACAUAUUGUAAUCAAAUUAUCUCAUGUUGGCACCUUUGAGUUUUACAUGUUACCUGUACUUGGGCUUCAAAUUGAAGUCUGUUUUAUAUGUAAAGUUUGAUGUUUAUAAAAUGGUAAAUAGUAAUGACUUUAGAGUCAGAUAACUAAUUUUGCUGAAAUGUCAACUAUUUAUUUUGAUGAAAGCUUUUAUAUAGUGUUUUUACAUAGGUAUAAGCCAGUAGUGUAAAUAUUUAUAAGAUUUUGGCUCAGUACCUCAAGCUAUACCUAACAGUACAGUUGCAUUUCAGGUAGUAAACCUAUGUACAUAAUACCAAGUAGCAUUUUCUCAAUCUUUAGGUUUAGCUAUGGGAAAAUUUACUUCACUAAAAUUUUGGUCAAGUUUUUGAGAUCUUUGACAAAUACUGUUUUAUUUAUCCUUUAGUUAAAUAAACUUUUUAAAAAUGGGGCUUCUGUUUUCAAUGGUAUUAGAUAAUUUGGAACAGAUCUUUGAGGUGGCUGUAAUUAGAACUAGUUAGGUACUUACUUGAGUGCUAUACUAA
Acomys russatus (golden spiny mouse) is the source of this 5755-nucleotide messenger RNA. It is a transcript of the gene Tasor, whose product is annotated as transcription activation suppressor. The coding region runs from base 74 to 5023 and encodes 1649 amino acids. The record is from RefSeq and is a predicted model, not a curated record. Lineage: Eukaryota; Metazoa; Chordata; Mammalia; Rodentia; Muridae. Gene Ontology annotation, biological process: protein localization to heterochromatin; negative regulation of gene expression, epigenetic. The transcript has 24 exons. Gene Ontology annotation, molecular function: chromatin binding. Gene Ontology annotation, cellular component: nucleoplasm; heterochromatin.